This is a messenger RNA of Malassezia japonica, 648 nucleotides long. RefSeq lists its product as uncharacterized. Gene Ontology annotation, biological process: tRNA wobble adenosine to inosine editing. Gene Ontology annotation, molecular function: tRNA-specific adenosine-34 deaminase activity. The transcript has 2 exons. NCBI's taxonomy places the organism in Eukaryota, Fungi, Basidiomycota, Malasseziomycetes, Malasseziales, Malasseziaceae. The record is from RefSeq and is a predicted model, not a curated record. Gene Ontology annotation, cellular component: nucleus; cytoplasm. Bases 1 to 648 code for a protein of 215 amino acids.
AUGGCGACGGUGGGAUGCGCGACGUAUGUGCCUAAGGAGGAGCAGUCCGAGGAGGACCUAGGGUACAUGCGCAUGGCGCUCGACAUGGCUCAAGAGGCAUUUGAUCACGAAGAAGUGCCGGUCGGCUGCGUCUUUGUGCAGGAUGGCAGGGUGAUCGCGAAAGGACGCAACCGCACGAAUGAGCUGCUCAAUGCGACACGGCACGCCGAGCUCGAGGCGAUCGACUGUAUCCUCCGCGACCAGCCGCCGCAGGACCCCCACUUCGGGUGCGAGCCCCACGCGGGCCCGCCCGGCGACAAUCCCAUGCUGCGCACGACGCUCUAUGUGACGAUCGAGCCGUGCCUCAUGUGUGCCUCGGCCCUGCGCCAAAUCGGGAUCCAGCGGGUGGUGUACGGCGCAGGAAAUGAGCGCUUCGGUGGUAAUGGAUCGGUGCUCCCGCUGCAGUCCACGCCCGAGCUGGCCUACAGCCCCCCGUACGUGUCGCUCGGCGGCUACCUGCGCGAAGAGGCGAUCCUGAUCCUGCGCCAGUUCUACCUCACGGAGAACACCAAGGCUCCCAAGCCGAAAGCCAAGGCGAAGCGUGUGCUCAAGACCGAGAUUGCGCCGCCCGGCGUCUCGAUGCACGCGCAUGCUGCGCGCGAGUCAUAG